GGAUGAUAAAAAAAAGCUUUGAAAAAAAGCUUUGACCUAUUUCAACAGUUGAUUUAAAUAUUUAUCAACAAGGCUUCCAAUUGUGUUUUUUUUUUCAUGUAAAAAACAAUCAAAAAUGGUUCAAACGAAAAUUUGAAACCCAAACAAAAAAAUUUUGAAAAAAACAAUUUUUACUUAAAAUCACUGAAAAAUGGUCUCAAACACAAAAGAAGAGGCAACAACAACCGCUCCAAACAAAAAAUGGCAUAAUAUAUCAAAAGCAGCUUUAAAACAGACGAUGCUAUCGAUGGCAGUGUCCUUGGGAUACUUUUGCAUCGGCAUGGUACGCGGCUAUUCGGCUCCCGCAAUGCCUUCAAUGCAAGAUUUGAAUCCUGGGCUCUUGCCGAACCAGAAUAUCGUGUCGUGGGCAAGUUCCAUUCCACCUUUUGGCGCAUUUCUGGGAAGUCUCGUUUCGGCACCACUUAUGCAUAAAAUUGGACGAAAGUAUACUGUGAUGAUCACAUCUCCGUUGUGGGUUAUUUCAUGGGUUCUUGUUGCUACAGCGGAAUUUUGGCAACAAAUCGUCGCUGGACGUUAUUUGAUGGGAUUUUGCGCGGGUUUGGCACUGCCUGCGGUGUCUGUUUAUGUCUCGGAAUGCAGCGAUCCAGCAAUUCGUGGGGUGAUUGGAUCAUUUCCGGGCCUGGCAAUGUCCUUUGGGAUCUUAGUUACUUACACGAUGGGCACUUUUCUGGACUGGAAGUUACUUGCGUGGGUCUGUAGUGUCAUUUCAUCAUUUCUUUUCUUUGCCACUUGUUUCAUGCCAAAAUCCCCAGCUUGGUUGAAGACCAAAAAUCGUUUCGACGAGGCAAAACAAUCGUGUGAUUGGCUCCAUUUGUCGGGAUUUUCGUUGGAACAACCGACAGAAGUGUCCAAAGACAAAUUUAUCUCGUACAAGGCGCUUUUCAGUCGAGCGUGUCUCAUGCCGCUUGGGAUUGGGCUGGGAUUGUUGAUUAUUCAGCAAGUCAGUGGUAUCGAUGCCGUUGUGUUCUUCACCGUGGAGAUCUUCAGAGCAGCGGGAAGUACACUAAAUUCGUAUUAUGCGACGAUUAUCGUAGGAGCGGUGCAGUUGUUGAGCAAUUUUUCGGCAUUGUUCGUUGUUGAUAAGGCAGGAAGAAAGCCAUUGUUGGUACUUUCGGCGAUAAUCAUGAGUGGUAGCAUGUGUUCGAUGGGCAUUGCGUUUCAUUUGAAAGAUAACGGAAUUACCAGUUUUGGAUACCUUCCAUUAAUAAGUCUCAUCAUAUUUAUGAUCGGAUUUUCCAUCGGUUUCGGCACCAUUCCUUUCCUCUUGAUGGGAGAAUUGUUCCCCGUCAAACAAAGAAGUGUCCUCAGCUCGUUAGCUGGCUCCCUGAAUCUCCUCAUCAUGUUUUUAGUGAUCGUCAGUUAUCAUCCCGUGGCAGAUUUAAUCACAACCGCCGGCACCUUUUGGAUGUAUUCCAUUUUCUGCGCCCUCGGUGUCUUUUUCGUCAUUUUCCUCGUGCCCGAAACAAAAGGCGAGGAUCUCGACAGCAUCGCGAACAAAUUCAUCCGGCGUUUAUCGCGUCGCUUCAGUCGCAAGGCAAGCAUGAACUUGGCGCACGCCACACCAAUCGCAUAUCUCGAAGGCGAGGAAGGUGGCGGCGGCUACACGAACAAAGGCAUGUCAGGCGAUGACGAUGGCAACAAAAAAGAUGCCGAUGUCGAAGGUGAUGGCGGCGGCGAGUGAUGUAAAUAAAUAAAAACCGCUCUCUCGUGCGACGUCUCUCGAGCUGCCGAUAUGUCUUAAACGAAUCGGACAAAUAAAAUGCCAUAAAAAACACUUACAACUUAAUGCCGUUUUCAUUUUUCU
Molecule: messenger RNA, 1864 nt
Organism: Culicoides brevitarsis
Lineage: Eukaryota; Metazoa; Arthropoda; Insecta; Diptera; Ceratopogonidae
Product: facilitated trehalose transporter Tret1-like
Exons: 6
Coding region: 191-1741 (516 amino acids)
Biological process (GO): transmembrane transport
Cellular component (GO): membrane
Molecular function (GO): transmembrane transporter activity
Source: RefSeq, a predicted model, not a curated record